CCAGGAGACGUGAGCAGCGGCAACCACACGCUUCUUCCGUCUGGGCUGCCCAUGAGGAGGAAGGAGUCGUCUGGUAAGCCGAGCUCGCUGGUUUCUGUCCCGGGAGUUAUUGCUGUUGUCCGAGAAAUCCUGACCCUCCCCCCGCGGUAGAAGCGAUUUCUCCGAACCACAAGCCCUAAGAAAAGCGCUUCUAGGAAUGGUAGGAGAAAUACUAAGGCAGAGUAUUUAAAAACGCGGAUCAUAUCCGGGAUGGCGAGCAAAGCGCUCAUCCACGUGUAAGGCUAAGAGAAUCAAUGCUGCUCCCGAACGAAGCACCUCUUCCAAGGCUUGCGAGUUUCUGGCCUCUCGCUUCCCCGCACGGUUCAUUAAUAAAGUGCUGCCCCUAUUUUGUCUUCCGGGAAGAGGUGCUGAAUCGAUGCUGGCUAGAAAUCGGACCUGCGUGGUGCUACUCGGUUUGCCCUUCUUCAGGUUUCAUCUCCGCCUUCCAGCUGGCAAAAGAAUAGCUGUUAGUGAGGAAUGUUGCUUGAGCACCUAGGGUUCUGUUUACCUGCGAUUAUUUAUUAUGCUAUUUAAUACACACAAUCCCUGGUUUACAUGAGAUGCUUUAACCAAGAUACAAGUACUAUUCCAAUAUUUCUUUUUAAAAAAAUUAAAAACAAAACAUUGUAGUAAAACUUGAUAAUCUUGGGGACCCUUGCAUAAAAAGGUACAGUUUCCAGAGGUGUCUUAAGUCCUGUUUUCUACUCCCUAAUUGCAUUUGGGAAGGUGUUCCAGAGGGAGGCUGCCCUCACCCAGAAGGCUUCCUAGAUAUUAUAAAGUGGCAGUCCACUGAUUGUAGUACAGUGGUACCUUGGGUUACAGACGCUUCAGGUUACAGAUUCCGCCAACCCAGAAAUAGUACCUUGGGUUAAGAACUUUGCUUCAAGAUGAGAACAGAAAUCACGCGGCAGCGGCAGGCCCCAUUAGCUAAAGUGGUACCUCAGGUUAAGAACAGUUUCAGGUUAACAAUGGACCUCCAGAACAAAUUAAGUUCUUAAACCAAGGUACCACUGUACAGCUAGCAAUGCUGCCUCCUGAAGAACUUAAUGAUUGGUUGGAAGCACAGAAGGGGAGGCAAUAUAAGGGGAAGCAGACUACUUGUUUCAAGUUAUUUAGGGUUUUAUAUGGCAAUAGCAAGACCUUAAACAUGGGUUUGGAGCUAACCUCCCCUGAUGAGUGCAGUGGGAUUUAAUUCCAAGUAAACAUGGGUGGUGGUGUUCAGACCACACUUUGUGUGGAAGCUAGUAUUUUACUAGCUAAAGUGAGCAAACAUUCUCCUCCACUUUUGUUCCACCCAAGUGGAUAUACAAAGGGAAAACAGUCAGUUGCCACCUACUGAAAGUUGGGAAUUAGGUCAUUUUAUUUUAUCAUCUUUGUUUUAGACAGUUGUUGAAGCACCUUCACUUCUCACCCAAUGAAUGAUGCAUAUUAUACAUAGUACAUUUGUUUGUUUAUCUUAACAUUACAUUGGUAAAAACAGGUAUUUUGCCCUGAGUGAUAGAACACCAAGAAAAGCGAUGGAGGAAAACGAUAAGAAACAUCACCGCAAGAGACAUAGUGGGCCAAAGGCUGGCAAGAAAAGGAAGCGUCAUUUGAAAGACUUAGGGCUUGAAGAUGAGGAGGAUGCCCGGAAAAGAAACCCAAAGGCCUUUGCGGUCCAAUCUGCAGUCAAGAUGGCCAGAACUUUCCACAGGUGUGGAACUGCUAGACUUCGUUAGCAUACUGGUUUGCUCCUCCCUGUUAGAAUGCUUUAUUCUUACAUUUAGCAUUUUCAGCUGCAGGUUGUGUUCUUCAGCUUAGAAUUUGUAACUGUAUAACACUCUGAGCUGUCUUCAUAUAUAUUCACAUGAUAGAUCUCUCUCCAUUUUGGUAUGAUGUAUUUUUUCUUAAUCUAUAUCCUGUUCUUUGGGGAAACCAGCUUUUUAGCCUCACAAUAAUCUUAUGAGAACGAUUACGCUGAGUAACUAGCUGAUGACUGUCCACAUCUAGGUCCACGAGUUGCAGCCAAUCUUUUAGUUCUCAUAGUGCUGUAUAGGACUCCCAAAUCAUUUCCAUGUAAUUUUAUGGGACUCAAUGCAAUCCUGAUGUGAAUGGAUGUAAUUAGAUGGCAUGAGAUAAUUUCCUUGGAUUCUAGGCUGUUGUGGUACAUGCAGGGUGGGGGGAGGAAUUUGAGGAUGGGUGAAUCUUUGGUCUGAACAACUGGUGUUAUUCUUGUUUUUCUGUGUGGCAGGGCACUUGUCCUGUCUACUUUGUAGCUUACAGUAAACAUUAUUGUUAAAAACAGGACCCAGGAUUUGAAGACGAAAAAACAUCACAUUCCAGUGGUCGACCGCACUCCGUUAGAUCCUCCUCCUGUGGUUGUGGUUGUGGUUGGCCCUCCGAAAGUUGGAAAGAGCACCUUGAUAAAAUGUCUUAUUAAGAAUUUCACCAGGCAGAAGUUAGUUGAAAUCCGGGGUCCUGUAACAAUUGUGUCAGGUAAGAACUGACCCACAUUAACAAAAGCUUAUGUACAUGUGUGUGUUUGGUUUAUGUUUAAAACAAUCCUCAGUUCAGACCUACUAACAGUUGGAUGUUUUUAAGUACUGUUGAUUUUCAUGGAAGAAAAUGGAAGUGCUUACUGAGUUCUGCUGUUUUGAAAUAAUUGUGGCUUUAAAGUACAUUACUUUGACUGGACCAUGCCCUACAUAAAAAAAAUCUAUACUUAAAAGCUUGGGAGAAUGGUACAGCUUUUAUCUAGUGCCUGAAAGUUAGACUAGUUGAGUGUUCUUGGGGAGUGUCCACAAAUGGGGUGCCACCACAGAGAAGGCCCAUUGGCCGUUUGCCUCCUGCUGCAUUUUGGAUGGGAAGAAGUACUUGGAGCCAGGGCAUCCAAUGAUCAUGAAUAGACAGGUGGUCCAUAUUUGUCUGAAAAGCAAGAACAUAAUUAGAGGAGUGAAGUAUGCUGUACAUAAUCAUAUGUGCUAUAAGAAAAUUUGAAUAAACUAAAAUCAGCCAAAAUCACUUUAAUUUCCCUGCUGGCCUAUCUGAUUUUGACAGGAAACAAGUUAUCACAGGGUAGUGUGAUCUGAUGUUCUCAAUCAAUGAGCUGAAAAGUAUUGUCACACUUUUAAUGGUAGUACUAAAAUCUUUCAUGUUUUGCUCUUCACCUUUGUUUACAGGUAAAAAGCGUAGGCUUACCAUAAUUGAAUGUGGAUGUGAUAUUAAUACAAUGAUUGAUCUAGCUAAAGUUGCCGAUCUGGUGAGUUGUAUCAGUAUAUGACGAGCUUUUCUUGCUAUAAAACAACAUAUGCUAAUUAUAAACUUGGGAAAACAUCAUACACUAAUUACAAGAUGGAUACAAGUCAAGCUGUAUAUUUCUCUAGAGCUGAGCUCUAUAAGUAGUAGUUAUACACUGCAAUUCUGUGUGUGUGCUUAGAAAAAAGACCUAUUCAGUGAAUAAAUUGAACUGAUAUACUGGAUUAAGCAUAUUUUCUUUGAAAGAAGGAAAAUGUUGUUUACUAUGCAACAUGCACUUUAUUUGAUUCAGGUGACCCAUUGUUGAUAGUUGGAUCAUUAUACAAAUUCUUUUCUUUAUUAAAUUCUCAAUAUAUGCUAGUAAUGUUCUGAAAAAAGUAAAUUGAGAAUUUAAUUUAUACUGAGCAUUAACUUUUUCCAGCUCAUUGUUGAUCUGCAUGUUUUCCCCCUGACAGUUUUCUUUCCAUUUCUCAGGUUUUAAUGCUCAUUGAUGCCAGCUUCGGAUUUGAAAUGGAAACAUUUGAAUUUUUAAACAUUUGCCAGGUACAUGGCUUCCCCAAAAUUAUGGGUGUUCUUACGCACUUGGAUACCUUCAAGAAUAACAAACAGCUCAAGAAGACUAAAAAGAGAUUGAAGCACAGAUUCUGGACAGAGGUUUAUCAGGUAUGAUAUUGCAUCAGUGGCUCACCCUGUGAGUUGAAUGUAAAACAUUUAGAGUUGUAGGCAGUGAAGCUAGAAGGCUGCAUUGUACCUCUUCAGUGUGUUUCUGUUACAAUUUCCUUUGGAUCCUUCCUGAAAAUUUGUCCUUUAUAUAGUUCCAUAUCCAUUCAUGGUUAAAGUCACAAAUUUGGAUUUGGAUUUUAAUCUGGAAGAUAAUUAUCUACAGUUUUGUGUAAUGAACUUUCCACAGUUCAAAUGAGUUUUCAAACCCAGUACAGAUUUUGGUACUUGUAUGACUUUGCUGUAGGUGCGCUCUUUGUAUAGCAUUUUAGUCUUACCAGUAAUCUUGAUGCAGGACUGCAGUGCACUGAAAAACAUGGCAAGAUAACGUUUGCUGCAGUUUGUAUAAAUUGUGCUUUCCAGAGAGUGCAGGCCAAGUGUAUGGAUCACAGGUGGGGAAACACACAAUGUGAUAUCCAGAAACAUUAGGGGGAAGGAGAUUGUAAUUCAGCUUGGGGAUGCAGUCCUGGUGGCAACCCUGCUGUUUAUAAUGGCCAUAGGUUAGCAUAACAUGCUUGAUAUGCAGUUGGGCUUCUCUUUCUCCUCCUGGGGGGAAUUCAGAGGUGCAUUUUUUUGCUUUAGUUAGCCAUUGUUCAUUUGGUCAUCUGGCAUGACAAACUGUGGCCAAUGCAUAGCUCUCCCUGAAAUUCUCAGGAAGCUGAAUUCCCCCAUCAAUAUACUUGAGGUGCUUUUUCUUCUUAUUGUGCAAAAUUGCAUCAUGUACACAACUGUGUUUAUUUUCAGAGGAAAUCACGCUUAUGCUAGAGAAACAGUAAAGUGUAGUGUCUUGCUUCAGUUGUUCAGUGAAUUAUUCUCUUAAUUUGUCAAUUCAGGGUGCCAAAUUGUUCUAUCUCUCUGGGAUGGUACAUGGAGAAUAUCAAAAACAGGAAAUCCACAACCUGGGGCGCUUUAUUUCCGUAAUGAAAUUCCGUCCCCUUACGUGGCAGACGUCUCAUCCUUACGUACUAGCAGACAGGUAAUUCCAUACCACACACCUCUCAUUUCCCCUGUUUCCCUCCCAGCACUCUGCAAUGUUGUUAGAUGACUUUUUAUUUAUUUAUGUGAAAGUACUGUGGAUCUUUCCUUAUAUUCUGUAGGAUGGAAGACUUGACAAACCCUGAAGAUAUCAGAGUUAAUCCAAAGUGUGACAGGAAGGUUUCACUUUAUGGUUACUUAAGAGGAACGCACUUGAAAAACAAAAGUCAAAUACAUAUGCCAGGUUGGAUACCACCACUUAGUUCUUAUUUUUUAUUUCUUGCAGCACUGUGUCUUGUUAACAAAGGACAGCCUUGUAUUAAGAAAAAUACAGUUUGCACAUACAUUGUUCCAAUGAAGUGUACAUGGAGCCCUUUUUAAAAGACUAUGUUCCUGCAAACAGCAAUCUUCCAAUCAGCAAUAUUUUAGGGUUUAAACAUUGCCCCCAUAUUGCAGAUUGGAAGGCUGAGGCUGUAAUCCUAUACACACUUUGCUGGGAAUACCUGUUGAACUGGAAGUCAGGCGUUUAGUUUUGCCAGUCCAUUGCUGUGAAACUCUUCUCCACAAGAGAUUUGGCAGGCACCCUUGCUUUUGACUUUUAGGUGUUUCUUGAGACUUUUUUUAUGCUUACAGGCCUAUGCAGUUGUUUAAUUUUUUUACUGAGUAGCCUGUUACUUUAAUUAAUAUUCUAUAUUGCUUUUAAAGUUGUAUUGUAACCUGCUAUUUAAGUAAAUAUAGAAAAUACAGAAAAGUAAAAAACAAAUAUGGGAGAUAUAUAAUUAAAACUUGGGGUUUGUUCAUAUAGGCAUUUGCCAGCUGGGCUCAUUUUGCCAGUCUCUCUUCAUGAGAUUCCUGUACCUUAACAAGAAAUAAAAAAAUGUGGUAGGAGGUCUCAUCGAUACAGUACUUCAUCGACAUAAGAUCACUAACACAGUGAAAUCACUGUGGUCAUUUCGCUGCAUGCGUGGCUAAUUUUUAGCAAUUCCUACUUGGACCCCAUUUUGAUUUUCUGUGCUUCUUCUCAUCCAGGCGUUGGGGAUUUCACAGUGAGUGAUGUCAGUUUCCUGCCAGAUCCCUGUGCGCUCCCUGAACACCAGAAGAAGCGUUCCUUAAAUGAGAAGGAGAAGCUUAUUUAUGCACCACUGUCAGGUGUUGGGGGCUUAGUUUAUGAUAAAGAUGCAGUUUAUAUCGACCUUGGAGGAAGUCACACACAUAAAGAAGAAGAGGUGAGGGUUAAUUCUUUAGCAGUUGGUAAUGCAGUGUUAAUUCUUGUACAGUACUGAAACCAGUUGUAUGUACCCCUGACAGACUUCUCUUCCCAGCCUGCUUAUUGAGAUGUAAUCUCUUGGCAUAAGUACCACUAUGGUCUCAGCUAAUUUACGCAAACAGCAAAAUAAGUAUAUUUAGAAAAUAGUUGCUAACAGAAUUUUGGUUUGUCAGGAGGAAACAAGACCAAACCAUGAACUAGUCCAGAGCCUCAUCUCUACGCACUCCACUAUUGAUGCCAAAAUGGCGUCAAGCAAAGUGUCUCUCUUCAUGGAUUCCCAACCGCUAGAGACUGACAUUGACAACCAAGGGUAAGUUGAUAACCCUUGAUUACCAAGGGGGCAGUUGAGAGAAUAUUUUACUUUUUAAUGUUUGCAGUUUUAGUCAGCCUAGCAAGCAGAUUUUGAUCCCAAAAAGUUUUUGGGGGGAGGCAGAGACCGUUUAUGGCUCCGGAAUCAAUAUCAAAAUCCUUUGCAUGGGGUCCCCAUGCUUAAGAACUACAGCACAAGGGUAUUGACAGCCCUUUGUUUUGGAAGUCUCCCCCUAUUUCUCCUUUCCACCCCAAUGUUGGAGGUGGAGAAAUGUCAUUUGGGGAGUUUUCAAAGAGCAGCAUUCGGAGGAAGAAAGGGUUUCCCUUCCUUGUGCAAGCCACAUUUUUACUGCCCACCAGUUGAUGGGUGAUUGGGGCUCCAGCAGAGAAACAAUCAGGAACUUAUGUUAAGCUCCCAAUUGUUCCUUUGAACAAUCUUUACCUGUGCCACCCCCGACAGAGCGGGUGAGUGUGGCUUUCCAAAAACAGCCUCACAAACCAAAUUUGACCUAUGGCCUGGAAGCUCCCCAAAUAUUCUCUGCAGUAUCUUUGUUUUCGAAUGGUUCGUGAUACUUCAUUUUUGCUUCUUUUGGAAGUCUGUUUGAGAUGCCUAAAGAAGAGAAGGAAACUGACCCACAUACUGGGAGGGUACGUCGGAAGGCACUAUUUGAAGACGAGGAAAAAGAAGAUGGUGGAAGUGAUGAGGAGGAAGAUGAAGAAAUGUCUGAGAGUGGUAGUGAUGGUGAUGAUGAGGAUGGGCAACAAAGUGAUGAAGAUUUCCCAGAUCCGGAGCUGGCCCUGAGAUCUUCCAAGCGUUUUAAAAAAGAACCUAAACAAGGAACCCUAACAGAACUUCCAGCAUUUGCUGAUAGCGAUGACAAUCUUGAGAUAAGUUCAGGUGAGGAAGAAGAAAUGGGCCUUGAUGUGGACGGGGAAGAUGGAGAAGGAGAUGGACAAGAAAGCGAGGAGGAGAGAGUUGCUGAUUCUGAAUCUACAGCCGGAAACACAGAUUUAUUGAAUAGGUCUGCAUGUGGUGAAAUGGACAAAGAGGAGAGAAAUAGUAGAAAUAUGCGUAAAAAGGUGGCUGCCACUACAGAUUCUGGAAAUGGGACAGCAGAAGAAGCAUCAGCAUCUGAGAUGGAAGAAUCAUCUGCGGAGGACAAAGGAGAAUCAAUGGAAGAUUCUGAUACGGAAGAAUCAGACGGGGAAGAUUCCCAGCCACAGUGUGCUGGAGUUAAAACACAGGAAUCAAAGUUUGACAAAAGCGAGGAUGAUGUUGAAGGUCUGUUGAAAGAGGAAGAGGAGUAUAAAGAAGCCUCUGACUUUUCUCUAGAUACAGUUGGUAUGUACACACUGCUCUCUUGGCAAGUUUGGCAUGACAUUCAAUUGAGAUUGCCCACCUUCUAUGGUGUUGUUCAUUUGCUAGUAAAAGGAGCUGUGCUACUUAGUAAAAGGAGCUGUGCUACUUAGGAAUUAUGAGGUCUGCCAAUCAUUUCUGUAGCAUAAAUGUAGUUCAGUUUAAUUGCUCUUUUGUAUUUUUGUUUUCAUAUUACCUUGCUGUUUUCUAGUGGAGGAGGAUAAAACUGUAGGUCUGUGUGCCCGAGAAUAAGUCCCACUGAGCUGAGUAGAUAUGUAUAAGAUUACCUUGUGAACCAUGGGUUGGAUCCAGACCAAGUUACUUGCCCUUAGGUCCCACUGAAAUCAAUUUGAAAAGUUAGUCAUGACUUAAUUUAGGCUGCAAUCCUAAUCCCAUUUACUUGGGAGCAAGUCCCAUUGAAUUAAGUAGGUCUUACUUCUGUGUAGACAUGGUUGGGUUUGUGCUAUUAGUCUCAAUGAUCACAAUGUGAACUGUGGACAACUAAUUUGCAUACCUACUUAGUCUUAAGUCCUAUUGAAUUCAACAAGGCUCACUCCCUGCUAAGUGUAGUUAGGACUGAAGUCUCAGUUUGGAUCCAGCCCCAUGCAUAUGAGAGGGAAUUAAGAAAAAGUGAACUCACAUAGGAACUGGAGAAAGUAAAUAAUCUUUUGGAGAUUAAUGACAGCAGGGACCAUUUAUAUUAGUGGUAGAAUGGACAGUUGCGAAUCUGAGCAAGCAUUGAAUCUGCUCAGUUAAAGAAACCAUGUUGUUUCCCCCCAGGUGCGCUUAAGUGGAAAGAAGGCAUUACUCAAAAGGCAGCUGAAGCAUUUCUGAGGCAACAACAAUCGGCUCCCAAUCUUCGCAAACUUAUUUAUGGAACAGGUAUAAUAAAUACAGUGCAUUCCCUUAUACAAUUUAAGAAAAGGGACUAACAGAAUGGGUGGUGGAAGGAGAGGGGGAAAAAACAUGUUAAUCAUUUGUGGUACAUUGGCUGCAUGAAAGAAGAAAAGGUCCAACUCUUUCCCAUCUUAUGAAAGCUGCUCUGGUUGGUCCCAUAAUAUUUAUUUGCAACCAGGCAACCAAGUGUGGUCCCUGAUAGGCUUUUGGGUUUUAAUCUGUGUCCUUCAACACAGUUGACCAGCUUCCUAGCAGUUGGCUCAGCCCAAAAUCAGAUUGUUGGAAUCAACUUUCAAGUUCUAAAAGGGUUAUUGGCUAUUUUGUGGCAUAUCGACCACGCUGAUGAUUAAGGGCAAGUUACUUCUUCAGCAAACAGUAACACAGAUUGAAAUUAUGAAGUACUUGACAAGCUAUAGCUGGAAAAGACAGAAGAUAUUCCAGUGAGGUAGAUCAACUUAGGUGGAUCAACUUAAUAAUAAAAGCAAGAAGAGCAACUAAGAUGACAUUAUUAAGUGUUGAUUAUGAUAUAAUAUUGCUAUGUUUAGAGGAGAAGAGACUUGGAAUUCAAAGAAUAAGAGUCAAGAUCUUUGUCAUACAUUUUGUAAUAGAGGAUACAGUGGUACCUCGGGUUACAUACGCUUCAGGUUACAGACUCCGCUAACCCAGAAAUAGUACCUUGGAUUAAGAACUUUGCUUCAGGAUGAGAACAGAAAUUGUGCUCUGGCGGUGCGGCAGCAGCAGGAGGCCCCAUUAGCUAAAGUGGUGCUUCAGGUUAAGAACGGACCUCCGGAACGAAUUAAGUACUUAACCUGAGGUACCACUGUCUUUAUUUUUCACUGCACAAAAACAAAAUGCCUUUCUCUCAAGCUCUCUGGCAUAUGCAGAGGACUGGAAGAGCGAUGGGGCUGUUUCUCAGUUGUGCAGACAUUUUCACUGUGCAUCCUAAACCACUGGACAAGUGAGUGGGUGGAGGGAGGGAACGUAUGUCAGUGAGCAUUCUUCUCACCAGAAGACAAGACCCAUUCAGUCCUGGGGAAUGGAUUUGCGGGUGCUUGCUCCCGACUCCUUAAGCUUGCACUCUAGUAAUGAAAUAUUACAAGAUGCAACAUUCCCAGGGCUUCCUUUCAAAGUAUAACCGUGAAGCACUUCUGUUUUUAUUCAGUGGCUGAGGAUGAGGGGGAGGAAGAUGAAGAAAACAAUGAGCUUGGAGGGUUGUUCCGCAUCAGCCGUCCCAACGAAGAAUCAAAGCGAAAAGCCGAUGCCCUUGACUGCUCCAAAUUCCCUGUGGAAACCCCACAAGAUUGGGACUUAGACGAGGUGCUUACUGUAGAUUCUGUAUUCUUACUGUAGAUUCAGUGCUUACUGUAUUCUUAGAGAGGUAUGCUGGAGGGAUGGUCGGUUGGUGUGCACUUCACACAGUCCGAGCUGUUCAAGAAAUUUAAUAGAGGGAGAAUUAAGAGAAGCAGCUUCUAGGUGGCAGAUGCACUGGGAGGACUUAUUUGCUAGAUUUAUAUCCCAGAUACUGUAUUCAUAAUAAGACAGUGCAUAUGGUAUAUGCUCACUUGCUGGUAUCGGUGGAGGUUGGGAGGAGCAGAAGUGGUGAUGAUGGUAGAAACAUAAUUUACCACUCCCACAGAUUUGAGGAUCUUUGAGAAUUGUGGAUUAGACUUGCAAAAAGAGAGGAGCUGGUGUUUGGAAAGGAAAAGAAGCAACAAGCAGUAGGGUGGAGAUCAGUAGGGAACUAAACUGGCAAUGUUUGGGAAGGGUGGUUAAGGAAGGAGUGGCAGUAUUUGAAUUGUGCAGGCAUUUUGUUUUGUUUUGUUUAUGUUUGUCUAUGCUGGUCAUAUGGAAGGGUAAUUUUUAGGGCAGGUAGUCUUUUCUGUGUGGAAGGGUGCAUAGACUAAGAAAGCCACUUUGAGGCACAAUAUUUUAGAUUAUUUGAUGCCUCACUUACAUGUUGAGUAUCCAGUUUUGCUGUACCUGAUAGCCCUUCAUUCUUGAAAACACAGUGGCCAGAUCUUACUUUCAUGGCUUCCUUGACAAAUGUGUGCGUUGACCGUGUUCAGAAAAAACAAUAGAUUAGAAAUAUUAACGAAUGUUUUUGUAUGGGCGGCUCAGAUUGUUGCAACUGGUAAAAUAAUUGCCGCUGCAGUGGGUCAGUUCUAGAAUUAGCAUGUGUUUGCAGCAGAAAACAAGCUUGCUACUCUGCCUGCAGGUUAUGGACAGUAUCAGAGACUGUUUUGUGACUGGAAACUGGGAAGCUGAUAAAGAUGCUGCAAAACUGUUGAAGGAGGAUGGUAAGUUGGAGCCUUUUUGUAUGGUUCUCUUAAUAGUUGGAAGGAAAAGUCUGAGCAGCUAUGGGUGGACCUGCUUCAGGGCCAGCUUUAGUGGGUAAGGGCUGAUGAAAAUAUGGGUUUCAGCAGGGAGGGCAGUUCUGCAUGUGGAGACAAUGCUGAAAACUGUAAGGAGGGUUUGGGAGGGACACUUUUAUGUGUGUAGAAAAACAGUAUCUGGGAGAUUGUUUGGGAGACCUGUGGGCAGGAAUGGGCUCUGGAAAUGGCUGAUUUCCUUUAUUGGAAGAUCUGAGUGCCAGUACACUCAUCUCCUUGUUUUAGUGGAAGACUUCGUAUGGCCACUGAAUGUAUGCACACAGAAGACAGAGCACAAAAACGUCCACACAUAUAUACCACCUCCCACCUGCCAGUUUUUCAUGUAUUAUGAAAAUAUCACAAAUGAAGGGACCAUGGGGGCUUGGUGGGGUUGUGUGUGUGUUUGAAUGAAAACACAUUCAGAUGCAUGCAGAAAAUUUAUCAACGAUGAACAAGCUGAAAGAUUUACUGUAUAGGAGAAACUAAGGCAGAAAAUAUUAAUGAUUUUGCUGAUGUUUACCUUUUAUAGAAGAAUUAUAUGGCGACUUUGAAGAUCUUGAGACAGGAAUUGUACACAAAGGCAAAGCAGCUGAUCAAGGAGAUGAAGUAGGUUUGAGAGAAUUAACUGUGAUUCAUUUGUUGAACAGGUGUUCAAAGCUAGGAAGUUACAGAUUCUCUUGUCAAGAGAGACCCAAAUUCUUCAGCAAAUACAUGAUGCAGAUCAUGGGAAUUUGAAAAUAUUCAGCAUAUUUUUUCUCAGUGUUAGCAGAUAUGUAUUUGUUCUUUGUUUGCAGUUUAUGAGUGUCAUUGCAUCUCUUCUGUGUGGGACUCAUAAUUACCUUUGAACUGUUCAAAGCCCACAACUUUUCCCCUACAACUUUUCCCUUACUUUGUAGGAUAUCAGCAGCCAUUUACUAUGUAGUUCAUCUUCAGCUCUUUUCAGAACUGCUUAAAUUCUCACAUAAGACACUUGUCAGGUGGAUUACAGUGGCAAUUUUUUUAAGGUUUCACAGACACUAUAAACCCAGUAAUGUUUAUCUGUUAAUGAUGCACAGAUUGAGUUUGAACAUUUUUUUGCCGUUUUGACUCCUUGUUACUGAUGAUCACUAGUUAAUUACUUGAAUGGGCAAGUCAUAAAUUUUGAUCUUUCUUAGGCCUUAGGUCUAAGUUGAAAACAAAAAGCUGCAGUAUUAAAAUGACUUGUAAUUUUGUUCCUGAGGACAAAACAAACACACAGAAUAAAGCCCUCUUCCCCCCGCCUUCCCCAUUAGGCAUCAAGCGAAGAAGAGAAAGAGAAUAAUAAUGGGAAACAGGACAAAUCUGGUGAAGAGGAAGAGGAAAAGAAGAAGCGCAUGGAUAAGAAACGCAAGCUGAAGAGGAUGUUUGAUGCUGUGUAUGACGAAGGAGAUGCCACCUACUUUGAUGACCUGAAAGGGGAGUUGCAGAAACAGGCACAGGUAUAAAUUUCAUACCUGAUAGGGAACUUUUGUAGCUUAGUGGCUAGAACUGCAAGACUGAAUUAGAUCGGGCUUACUUCUGAGUAGACAUGGUUAAAAGGUUGAAAUAUGGUUCGGGAUAUCUCUGGUUUGAAUUUUCCCCUUUUUCCACAAUUCUAGGUAACCCCUGCAUGUCAGCUUCAAUCCUUACUUAUCAUAAGGAUAAUAACACAAUAUAUGUGAAAUGGUUUGAACUCUCUAACAAGCGCUCUCCAGCUGUAAGGCACUAAGUAUUAUACAGUUUAAUGGCAAUGUUGAAAAGAAUGUGUACAUUUUCCUUCUAGUUCAUUAACCUGUACCAGGAGGCUCAUAAUGCAAAUGUUCAUUAUUGUCAUUAUUGGUUUACAAGUAUUUUUUCUGUCAGUUUAACGGAUCUCCAAACUGCUUCUGUUGCACAGCUUAACCGGACUGAAUUUGAAGAUCAAGACGACGAGACCAGAGUUCAGUAUGAGGGAUUCCGGCCUGGAAUGUAUGUACGGAUAGAACUGGAGAAUGUCCCAUGUGAACUGGUGCUGCAUUUUGACCCACACUAUCCAAUUAUUCUGGGUGGCCUGGGAAACACCGAAGGAAAUGUGGGCUAUGUGCAGGUACGCAGUCGCAACACUAUGUUCUCCUUUAUGGUGCAGAAUUCUUUUGUGUCUCAGUUCAUCACCUCCUGUGUGACCACAUUUUCCCACUCCUAUACUUCUGGGUUAGGGUUGCAGCACUUGCUUAUCCCACUUUUCAGAUAAUUAUUGUCCUGCAAUGCAGCUUUCCUCAGGGAGAGAGGGAUGCCAUGGUAUCAGGCUUACCAACUAAAAAGGCAAUAUUUGCAAGGGAAAGUGGGUGGAGGGAAGUUAGAGGAGGGAGAUUCACCCAUCUGGUCCAGAACAAAGCAUUUAUCCCCAUUUGGGGCUGGGCUGAUCUUUUCUUACUUGCUUAUUCAGUGCCAGAGCAAUUGAACUGAGUGUGGAAGAAGCUCCAUAAAGAGAUUCUUUGAGCAAUGCUGCUCUUCUUAUCUCCAUGGAAUCAUAUCCAGCCGUUUCUUCACAUGAAUGGCAUUCCAAUUUGCUGCUACAUAAAAAUCCUUCAUUUUUUGCCAUCCUAAAUGACUUUCAGUGUGCCUCCAGAUUCCUUGCCUGCAUCUCCUUUCUGCAGACCCUUGUCAAAGCUGGUUCUAGAACAUAAUUGUACUGCCAAGGCUGCCAGCCCUUGUGUGGAAUGUCUCUUCUGCUCACAGAAGGGCUAUCUUACACCUCAUGAUAAAGAUAUUCAUGAGAGAUUAUACUCAGCUCACAGCUAGUUCUUAGGCAAGACUUCGCGGAACUUUCAUUCCAUUCGACGGUCCUUUGUAUCAGUCUCUUUGAGGAUGAAAGUUGCAAAAUAUUCUAUGUGUUUCCUUGAUCCCUGUUAUCAUUUUCUGUUUCCAACUUCUCAAAACAUCAGGCACCGAACCACUCACUGCAUUUUAUAUAGUGCAAGAUGGCCUCAGUACUAAGACAGGAUAAGGGACUGCUGAAAUAAUUACUGGCAUAAAUGUAGGAGUUUGCUUUUGAUGAAACAUCCUUGGUUUUCCUCAGAUGCGCUUGAAGAAGCAUCGUUGGUAUAAGAAAAUACUUAAGACUCGCGAUCCUCUCAUUUUCUCAUUGGGCUGGAGGAGGUUUCAGACGAUCCCUAUGUACUACAUUGAAGACCAUAAUGGCCGUCACAGGCUGCUCAAGUAUACACCACAGCAUAUGCACUGUGGCACAACUUUUUGGGGUAAGAGCAAACUCUCUAAAGCAAACUCUGCAACUUCCCAGCCUCAGGAACAGCACUGGUAAAGCCACCUAAUGAUGAUGAGGAAUUGUUUGAAGCUUUAUGUAAGAGCAGUGGUGAAAUUAGAGGGGAAAAUUCAAAACCUGCACCUCUGCCUCGUUUAUCAAAUUUACAGGGCUGGAAGGAGAUUGACUGAGCCACAGUCAAGAAAAAGGGUUUGCUAUUUCAAGGCAUGGAUUAUGUCUUGUUUACCUAGCCAGGGUGUAGGAUAAGAAAUCAUCCCUGGUUCACACAAUGGUAAGCCAAGAUAAGGGAAACUUGAUGAAAACUGAGAUAAGUAGAUACUGGCAGCCAUGCAGGGGGAGGAAGGGGGAGCGUGUGAGUCAAGCUUUGAGCCAAAAACAAAUUUAGUUCAUAAUAAUAAGGCUAAGCCAUGGCUUAGCAUGGUUUUUUCCUGUCCUGGAUCCCUAUGUAUUGUUGGGUUGUAAUUCACAUAAUCUGCAGCCAGCAUGGCCAAUGAUCUGGGCUGAUGGGAGCCAGGAUUCCAACAUUAUAUGCAAACCCAAAGUUGAGGUUUAGUGCUACAUGUGAACCUGGCCACCGUGUUAAGAGCCAGGUCCAAGAAAGCUUCAUAUUUCUUUACCUUAAAUCAUGCUCCCUUGAUUAUUACUUGUGCCAGGGGGUUGAUAUACAGUGGACGCUCGGGUCACGAACGUGAUCUGUGCAGGAUGCACGUUCGCAACCCGUGUCUGCGCACGUGCAGGUUGCAAUUCAGCGCUUCUGUGCAUGUGCAAAGUGCGAUUUAGCGCUUCUGCGCAUGCACAACCGCCGAAACCCAAAGUAACCCGUUCUGGUACUUCCGGGUUUUGGCGGUCUGCAACCUGAAAAAACACAGCUGUAACCCAAGGUAUGACUGUAUUAAGAACAUUACCUCAGUUUUGAAAGGAAGCAUUUUGUAUUUGCUUUUAACUCCCUAGUUCGCCCUGGGUUUUACUUCUCUCACUACGUUUUUAAGAGAAGAUAUGCACAUUGAACCAUACACUGAAGGUUUGGGUCAAUCUUGUUUGUUAGGUCCUAUCACGCCACAAGGAGCAGGAUGUCUGGCAAUCCAGUCAGUGAGCGGAGCAACAGUAAGUAUUUACCAUGGACGGUUUAUAGUUGGCCUAGGGUGCAUUGCAGGGGGUUGGACUAGAUGACCCUCGGGAUCCUGUCCAAUUCUAUGAUUCUGUUGGUGGAUUUAUUUGUGAAGUGUGCAGGACGGCCAUAUGGAUAGAUAAGUAAUGUAGGAAAUAAGAUACAGUACUCGGCUUCUGCUUGCUAGGGCAAGUUCCUUGGUGAAAUGUUUCCAUUAGUCAAGAGAGGGGGAGGAAGGGAGGAGUUUCUCCUGUUGCAUUGCUGAGUUUUGGACCAAGCAGAAGCAAUGUGUGAGUCUCAUUGUAUCUGUAUGUUGUGUGAAGCCAAGUGCGAUGUGAGAGGCCCUCUUCUCCCCCAGCUUCUCUGGUAUGCAUACACAUACAGUAAGCCAAACCAAAAUUUAUAGACCCAUGAGCAAAAUAAAUGAGAAAUGGAGAUAAGCACCCUGAAACCUGCACUUUCCAGUGCGUGUGCACGCCCCACCCUGUCUGCCCGCAUGUGUGUUCGUACAUGGGCGCACGUGGAUAGCUUAUAACAAAUACAAGCAAGUUUCUGUGCUUUAUAUUUCAGCCUGAUUUUCGGAUAGCUGCCACUGGAGUUGUGCUUGACUUAGAUAAGUCCAUAAGAGUUGUGAAGAAAUUAAAGUUAACCGGUUUCCCAUUCAAAAUUUUCAAGAAUACAGCAUUUAUCAAGGUACGUGUUUGAGCAGUAGGAAUGUUGAGGACCCUCUUGGGGGUCAGCAGAGUAGUAGUUACGCCGCCUUCAGAAUUUUGGGUCCCACCACCACCAAAAAGCUGCAUUUUCUGUGGCAGCCCUUGAGUUGUGGAAUUCCCUACCUAUAGAAGUGCAUCUGGCACGACCAAUAUGCAGCUUUUGGCAAAUGCAGAAGAUGUCAACCUUUGCUUGUUGACACCUGAGAUGCGUGUUCUCAGGACUUGCCCUAUUCCUGCAGCUUUAAUUUGUUGUAGCUGUUUUUAAAUAUUUAAUUAUAACCCACCCUGGGAGUUGCUAGUGAAGGGUGGAGAGUACAUUUAAUUACUGCUGUUAUUAUUAUUUCCAGAGGCAGCAUACCUCUUAAUGCCUGUUCAGGGAAGUUUUUAAUAUUUAACGCUGUAUUGUUUUUAAAACUUGAUUGGGAGCCGCCCAGAGUGGCUGGGGAAACUCAGCCAGAUGGGCGGGGUAUAAAUAAUAAAUUAUUCUUAUUAUUACCUAGGCUGCCAGCAAUGGUGAUGAACUAUGGCCCUGUUUCAGCUGCCCCUAAAACAUCUGGCUGGCUUCUGUUGUGCACAGGGUGUUAUGGAUCCUUGGCCUGAUCCAGCAAAGCUGUACCUACCAAAAAUGGUAGCCAGGAUCCUGAAUCUUUGUCCCUAACCUUUCCCUACAGCCCUCAACUCCGUUGAAAGAAUAGCAAAAGCUUCAUAUGCCGGGUGACACCCAAUGAUCUUGAAUGCGUAAUGGAUAUUUUAAACGCCCAAUGCAUGUUUCCAAAAGCCUUACGCAAUUUUCCUAUUAAGGCAACAUCUCCUGUGUUGCCUCCUUGUGCCUCCGAUAAGGACCUUAUUGAAAUGUGUUGGUCAUUAUAAAAUGUGUUUUCCAGGAACAUUUUGAAGUUGCUCCCCCACCCCCCACCUUUUUAAAACUUCUUUGUGUUUUAAACUCCUUUGGGAAGGAGCUUUUUUUAUCUGUCAUGCUCCAUUUUGAACUUCAGACCCUAUCUUGGAAGUCAGAUGGGUGAUUCCUGGGUGCUAUGACUCACUCAGUGGCUCCAUUCUUUGCUGUUAUCUCUCUUAGGAGACAGUUUGGAACAGGCACCUCCCACAAAGACAGUAUCUUUCCUUUUUGAAAUUCAAAGUCUUCACCUAGCUCCCUUUUGUGAUGCAAGCGUCUCUUUUCAGUAUGUUUUUUGAAGACAGACAAGAAGUCUAGUAUGGUUGUUUUGCAGUGCAGGUAGUCCUUCCACAUCAAGUAAUUCCAUUUUUUUUACACCACAUCUUCCAAUUUUCUUAGUAUUUUGAUAUGGAAUGACCCUCCCGUGUGAGCUUCAAAAUCAGUUAGGGCCAAUAAACUGGGUUUGAACUCUGAUGAAAUGGAGCCUCCGUAGGUAAGUGGCUCCUGCAGAGUGUUAGAAACUCAGAUAUAUAAUCUAAUCACCAAAUGGCUUCUUAAACCUAGACUAUGGUUGCCACAAUGGAAUGUCUAGGUGCCAUCCCCCACCCUCCCCGAUGGGAUUUUAUUAAUAUUAUUACCCAUUCCAUUACUAUAUCGUUUUAUAUUUUAAAGACGAAAUCUCAAAGCGGUUUACAACACAUUCAAACAAACCGGAAUAAAACUAAUUCAGGUUUCAAGGGAAAUAUUUCAGAUCCUCCUCUAAGUGAUAUUUUGUCCCCCCCCCCCCACCCCAGUUGCCAACCUGGUGUCCAGAGAUCUCCAUGUGAUUGCAAUUGGACCUGCACCAGUUGCAAAACACACCUGGCGCCUGGCUAAUUUUGAACAUUGCUCCUGCGCCAAGAGGAUAGACCAGCAGCCUGUUCUGGACAGGGUUGCAUGCCCUCCAAAGGAGUAGAUCAGGCAUCCCCAACCUGCGGCCCUCCAGAUGUUUUGGCCUACAACUCCCAUGAUCCCCAGCUAACAGGACCAGUGAUCAGGGAUGAUGGGAAUUGUAGUCCAAAACAUCUGGAGGGCCGAAGGUUGGGGGUGCCUGGAGUAGAUCCAUAGCGUGGGGGUACUCCUGCAUACAUAUUUGUCGUUAGAGGCACAAAUGACAUAUGUGGCUAGGAAUUUCUUUGGGACAUAGGAAGCUGCCUUAUAACACGUCCAUUGGCCCAUAUUGUUCAGUAUGGUCCACAGUGAUUGGCAGCAGCUCUCUGGAGUUUUAGACAUGGACUUUCUCCCAGCCCUACCUGGAGAUGUUGGGGAUUGAACCCAGGAACUCCUGCUGGCAAAGCACUUCCCCUGCAGGCUUUUACAACCUUUGUGCCAGCUAUGACCAUAUCUGGACUGGGAUAACUUGGGCACUGUAGCCCAUGCCUUUGUAACAUCAAGGCUGGAUUACUGCAGUGCACUCUCCGUAGGGCUGCUCCUCAUGCCGAAGCUCCAGCUGGCACAGAACGCAGCAGAUGAUGGGGGCAACAUACUGUACCUCUGUUUAACCAUCUGCAUUGGCUGCCCACUUGCUCCCCAUAUCAGGUCCAAGGCUCUUGCAUCAGUAUAGAAAGCCCUGAACACCUUGGGUGCAGGAUCUCUUAAGGCCUGCAUGAGCCCUUUUAUCUCUGCUCAGUCACUGGGUGAGCGCUGUAAGUUGUGGCUUGUCUUACAGAGGCCUUGCUGUGUUGAGCUCACUGCUUGUCCUAUGUGGAGUGGAGCACAGUCCCAGCAGAGAUCUGGCAGGCAUCCUCACCUUUGAUUUUCAAGCGUCUCUUUCAAGCAGGCCUUUGCAGCUGUUGAAUUUUUGUGAUAAGCCAGUCACUAAUGAUUGUAUGGUUCUAAAUCAAAGCUUUGCAAACUUUUCGUGUUAGUGACACACUUUAGACGUGCAUCAUUUCAUGACAUGGUAAUUCAGUCUUACUAUUAAACCAGAGGUUAAACUAACCCCUUUCCAGCCCCAGAAGGACCAUGGGAAGUAUUCACACUGCAGCUGACACACUAACAUGUCACAACACACAGUUUGGAAAGUUUUGUUCUGAAUGGUGCUUCACGUUUUAAUGUUGCACACUGCCCCAAUAUGAUAUGGUGGUAUAAAAAUAAUUCUGUUAAUAAAUCAGUAAAGCAUACAGGGCAGUCAUCUGGCUGUCCUCCUCUGUUCCCCAAGGCCUCACAGAAGCCUACACAGCUUUGGUAUAGAAGGGUGCUUUUGGUGAUAUUGCAAUAUCAAGCUCAGUAUGAAGUUUUUCAUUCCUACUUUGUUUCACGUCAACAUAGGGGAUGUUUAACUCUGUACUGGAAGUGGCCAAGUUUGAAGGCGCAGCCAUUCGUUCUGUGAGCGGCAUCCGAGGUCAGAUUAAAAAAGCCCUGCGGACACCCGAGGGUGCCUUCCGAGCCACCUUUGAAGAUAAGUUGCUAAUGAGCGGUAAGUGGCACCUUCCAGUUGCUUUACAGGAUGAUUCUUUCAGGAGCCUUUCCUUUCAGGAAUUGCCAAAUGUGAGGGUGCACUCCUGUCAUAUCUGUGGAAUGAAUUGCACAGUCAUUUCUGAGAGGGCAGGUUUCUCAAACUCUGCUAUGCCUCCUUUAAUGUAAAAAAGCUCUGCCCUCUAGUGGUGAUCAGGCUGGUGUUUCUGAUCAUAGUUUCAGUGCCCCUAUAAAAAAGUCUUGGUAGCAAGGGGUCAGUUUCAGAAAUGCUACAUGUGUUCCCUAACUGCAAUAGUUGCAACAAUAUCGUUCUGAUUUUUACAUUUAUAGUAAGAGGCAAACUCAAUAAAGUUAUGUUUCUGCUUUGUGCUCUGGAUUGCUGUCGUCUUCAUGACCGUCUCAGAUAUUCCUGUGGUGGCAGUUGGUGUGUUCAGCUUCUGUACAGGGCUACAGUUUUGUAUUUUACUGUGUGACAGCAGAACCGGGGUCUUACACAUAACAGCAGAGUGAGGUGGUAGAAUGGGCUAUGCCACCUUCUGCUGGGAAAACCUCUGUGUCAGUAGAAAACUAGUGGUACAGGGCAAAGGUUGAGCCAGAACCUGAUGCGCUGGUUUUGUAUUGUGUUCUACUUUCACAUAAGGUAGAUUCAGAAAUGACAUUCUCCUGCCACUCUUCUCAUCUCAGGGCUCCGUUGCCUCACUCUGCUUGCAGGUCUAGGAGGGGAACCCCUUGAGAUGCAAAGCUGUCAUCCAGAUAUAUGGGCAUGGGGGUUCACCUGCAACUCUGCAAAGCUUGCCUGCUUAAAACAGUUUUAAAAGCUUAACCAGUUUCUUCCCUUUCUAGAUAUUGUUUUCUUGCGGACUUGGUAUCCUGUUUCCACCCCAGCCUUCUAUAACCCAGUGACUUCCUUGCUAAAGGCUGUGGGUGAAAAAGACUCCUGGGCAGGAAUGAAGACAACAGGCCAGCUAAGGCAUGAGAAGGGCAUCAGACUGAAACAAAAUAAAGAUUCUCUUUACAAGGUAGGGGGUGUAUGUUGUUUCGUGUCAAAAUAUGCAUAGAUUUUAUCUUGAAUUGCCUUUGGUCAGCAACACUCAAUAGCAGCACUAUUAGUGAAAUAGUGGAGGCUCUGAAAACAUACCGAAUGUGCAGUGGCACAGGAAAUUAAGCAUAGUCCUGACCUUGAAAGCUUCCCCAGUCCACCUUCUUUUUUCCACCUCUGUCAUCUUCUCACUCUUUCAUUGAAAGACUAAAUAGGACAACUCUGCUUUCUCAUCUCAGAGUGGGGAGGAAAAGCCCUAUUGUGUGCCUCUUUCCUUAGUACUUUAACUUACUCCUGAUUCAUGAGUUUGGUGCUAUGUUUGCAGAGUCGGUGAUUCUCAUAGAAUCAGCGUUGAAAGGGACCCUGAGGGUCAUUAGUCCAGCCCCUGCAAUGCCGGAAUAUGCAGCUGUCCCUUAUGGGGAUCGAACCUGCAACCUUGGCAUUCUCAGCACCAUGCUCUAACCAGCUGAGUUAUCCACCUGGUGAUUUUGUGCCUGAGAUUCAGGAUAACCCUGGGGGAGGACCUUCUGUGAUUUCACAGGCCUAUGUAAAGCAGGGUUGGGCAACAUGUGCCCCUUAUUCCAGAUGAGGUUGAACUACAGCUCCCACCAGCCCCAGCCAUUAGCCCUGCUGGCUGGGUCGGAUGAGAGCUGGAGUCCCAACAUGUUGAAGUGGAAGGCACAAUCUCCCCACUUCCGAUUAGUAAAGUAUUCCAGCUUUCAAUUUAUAAAAUUGCCUUCAGCCCCCUUGCUAGAUAUGCGGCAGUACAUAGAACAGGAUUCUGUCUGUCUGCAACAGUUGUGACAUCAUUUGAUCUGUAAAAUGAUGAUGAAGUCUGUUAACGAGACCCUGUUUUUGAAUUACGUUUAUGCUAAGGGAGCCACAGCAAGGCAGUUCCCUCCUGCAUUGCUCAGAUAACAUAAAUAGAGCUCACCCAGUGACUCUUGCUCUUGUCAGUAAAAGCUAGAUGUCAUCACAGGGAAAAAUGACAACAUGAACUCCUACAUGGCGAAGGAUUCAGAUAUUACAUUUCGGUUGGGAAGGAGCUGUGAACAUAAGCCAAGAGAUUUUAUUUGCCUAUUUUCCUCAUACUUAUUAUAAUGCAGAAUGUAAUGGGCAAGUUAGAAAGCAAAAUGAAUGUUGCUGUUCAAUUUACAUUCACUCUUUUUUAUUUUAGCCUAUAAUGCGAGAAAAGAAACAUUUCAAUAAGCUGCAUAUUCCAAAAGCGCUUCAGAAGGCUUUGCCAUUUAAAAGCAAACCUAAGCUUCAGGAAGGAAAAGGAAAAGUCACAAAGGACAAGUGGAGACCAGCUGUUAUCAGGGAGCCUCAUGAAAAGAAGGUAAGUUGUUUCAGGUUUUGUAAUAAUCCUUUAUUGGGUGCAAGAACCACUUAAAAAUAGCAAGUUCUUUCUGACUGCUGACCAAUAUUGGUGUUUUUAGUCCUCAUUAUUUUUGCUGUAAUUUACAAGGGUUACAAGUUAUUCACAACCUGUAACACAGAUUUCUCUUAAACGUCAAUGAUUCCUUCCCAUAAAAAUCAACAGAUUUGUCAGGAAUUUCCCUGAGAUGUGGAUUGCAUCGUAAACUUGGACUAGGACAGUGUUUCUCAAACUUGGGUUCGCAGCUGUUGUUGGACUAGAACUCCCAUCAUGCCUGACCACUGAUCCUGCUAGCUUGGGAUGAUAGGAGUUGUAGUACAACAACAGCUGGAGACCUAAGUUUGAGAAAUACUGGACUAGGAUCUGGGAGACCAGAUUUCAACCCCACACUCAGUCAUGCAGCCCGCUGAAUGACUUUGUCCUGUCCCUCAUCCUAACCUACCUCAGGAUAAAAUGGAGCAGGUGGAAUGGCCAUGUAAGUUGUCUUUUAAGAAAAAUCCAUCCAUCCAAAAUUUCUCAGGCAAAUGGGCAGCUGUGGUUGUCUUGCAUCCAUUUCUAUGGCCAAGGGAGUAAAGGGACUUCCAAUUUGUUGUAGUCCUCCAACGUAAGGCAACUUGACUUGUAGCUUUCAGGAUAGUUAACAAAUAAAAAUGUACCAACUGGUAUAUGACUGCCAUGAAUCUUAAAGGCCUGCUUUAUGUAGCACAGUAUGACUGCCAUGAAUCUUAAAGGCCUGCUUUAUGUAGCACAGUGGUUCUCAAACUUUUUUUCUCUGGGCCACACUUCCAGAAUAAAAAUUUGCGGCUCGCACCACACCAAUUUUUGUUAUUGAUAGGAAAUACACUGAGAAACAAAAUGAAACAAUUCCUUGAUUUAUAACAUAGAACACAGCUACUUUCUAAGCUGAUCAUGGGACAUUCACAAAGUACAAAACAAUGCAGCUACAGCUACAUGAGAACAUGAAUCAUUCCCACAAUAUAAUAUUGGCUGUCCUGGAAUCUUCCCACCGAACUUGCCAUCCUCUCCUGCCACGCCCUUUGAGAACCACUGGUGUAGUGUGUUUGAUCCAAGAAACAGUGGAUACAGUUAUCAAGAUACAAAUUGUGUUAAUUAUCCUAGAGGGAGAUGGGUGUGAUAAAUGGAACACAACCAACAGAUCUGUUUGAUAUAAGAAUCUGUUUGAUAGGAGAGGGGGAAGUUCCUGCUUAUGUCAUUGCUAAGAUUUUGAUCUUCCUUCCAGAAGUGCAUGUGCUGAUUUGCAUGGCUGCAGCUCAGUGCUAAUGAGUAGCGUUUUAGUGUUGGAUCUCCCUUUCUAACAGCAAUUAAAUCCUGGGAAAUCAGCCCUGUAAUUUGCCAGUUCUUGCUCCCAUUUGUCAGCCCUGAAGUUCAAUAUGUACAUAACACAUGUUGUUCAUUGUUUUUGUUAAGAUUGCAGCACUUCUGUCUGCUUUGGGUACGGUACACAGUUACAAGCUGAAGAAAGCCAAGGUGAAACAUCGGCAGCAGCUUAAAGAACGUCUCAAAGGGAGGCAGAAAGAGGAGGAAGAGAAAAUAAAGAGGCAGAAAGAAGCAAAGAAGAAGCUCUUUCGCAUUAUUGGACAAAGGGAGAAAAAGCGGCAGAAAUCAAGCCUGAGAGGAUCUGCUGAAAGGGAGAAGUGAGUUUUCAGCAGCCACCUGAAGGAAGCGAGAAGACAUUUUACCCUGGAGUGCCCAGUUAAGAGCAAGACCCAAAUAUACUGUUAAUAAGGUUCUGGACUCCAAUGAACUUGCCUUGGAGGAGAAAAAACAAUGACAAUGUCAUUUGAAAACAUCAGCAUCAGAUGUAAAUUAUGGUUUAUGGUGUUUACCCCGCAGUAUGCUUCAGGAAGAAGUGAAAGUGUCACACACUUUGUGGUCUCUGAUCAUUCAUUGAAGUAUUUUACAUGUGAUUAUUUGGAUGGGAUUCAUGUUUGCUGUUAGUAAAAAAUGUUUUACUAACAAUGUUUACAAACAUUUACAGCAAAUGUUGUUUGCUGUUAGUAAAAAAAUGGAUCAUGCAGUUGUACAUGGUUUUAAUACUAAUGUUUGAAUGAGAUAAAAAAAUGGGCAGCCCAAGUUGUAUCUGUUCAUGAGUUAUUUCUUACACAUUGAAAUAUUGUGCAUUUCUCUAGGAAAAGCCAUGCUUCCUAAGAAACGUGAAAGCAAAUCUUUCUGCCAAGUAGCUGAACUUAGAUCCAGCAAAAUUUGUAGUGCACCUUCUGACUACAUUUCAUCUGUGGAGAGUAGACUGCUCCUUAUUUAUGCAAUUAAUUGAUCAUUGCCAAAACAGAAUAAUUGAUAACUGAUGGGGCAUCAUUUGACCUGCUUGAAUCUUGACAAAUCCUACACUGAUCUCAUUUCUGAGGGUGAAACUAUGUGUUGUGUUUUAUUUAUAAAAUUGUUAUCCUUUC
Messenger RNA from Podarcis lilfordi (Lilford's wall lizard), 24445 nucleotides. The record is from the annotation of a GenBank genome assembly. NCBI's taxonomy places the organism in Eukaryota, Metazoa, Chordata, Lepidosauria, Squamata, Lacertidae.